UUGGUCUCUGGCUUUCUGUCAGAUUCAAAGUAAUAGAAGAGUCGGAGAAAGCUGAGAGCGGUGAGUCGAAACACUCAGGAGACACACAGGAGAGUUUGGGAGGCGAUACAGCAGUAUCAAGCCAAAGACAAGAGGAUGCAAACUAGACGACAUAUGAGGAUGGCUCUUAUGAGACUUCAUGGGAUUUACCUGAAGCAGCAGCACAAUGAGCCUGCAGUGGCACAAAGUGUAGAGGAGGAGGGCAGAGAUGUACAGGAUGCACUGAUGCAAUGCUGGGGGCUGGUCCAUGGCUGUGAGUCGACUGGAUGUAUUUUACAGAAGACUGCUCCUCACCAAACUCUUCAUUGGGGGAUGGGGAAAGCCUGAAGACCUCAAGAGAAUCUUUGAGUUUCGUAAGAUCAUUGGAGACAGAGAGAAGUGCAAAUCUCUGGUACCUAUGGACUAUCCAGUUUACAUAAACAAGACAGAGGAUCUCACUGACUGUAAGGUCCAUGAUGGGUUCUUUAUGUCUCCUCUGGAACACUUAGUUCCUGGAAUCCUGCCACCAGAAGCUGUUAAAGCCAGGUUCCAGUUUAUAGUUCCCAAGAAGUGGCAGAGGAACAGACCAGUAUGCAUCCACUUAGCUGGGACUGGAGACCAUUUUUUCUGGCGUCGCCGGACCCUGAUGGCCAGGCCCAUGAUCAAAGAGGCAGGAAUGGCUUCACUGCUUCUGGAGAACCCUUAUUAUGGCUAUCGUAAGCCCAAAGACCAAUUGCGCUCCAGUCUAAAGAAUGUUUCAGACCUAUUUGUGAUGGGAGGGGCUUUGAUUCUGGAGUCAACAGUUCUUCUCCGUUGGCUGGAGAGAGACGGAUACUGGCCACUUGGAAUGACUGGCAUCUCCAUGGGAGGAUAUAUGGCGUCCCUGGCAGUGACUAACUGGCCAAAGCCCAUCCCUUUGAUUCCAUGUUUGUCCUGGUCAACUGCCUCGAGUGUAUUCACCACGGGUGUGCUGAGUAAAGCAGUGAACUGGACAGAGCUGGAGAAGCAGUAUGCAGUUAAUUCAGUGUAUGAAGAAGAGAUCAUUAAGCUGUUGGAGUACUGUGGGGCUGAUUCCUUUAAGAUGGUGCCCGGCCUUCUGAAAAAUGUGAACUCUUUAGACCAUCUGCUAAGCCUGUCUGGAGAUCAUGAAGUAUCAGUUAGUCAAUAUUCCAAAACACAAAUGGAAGCAGAGGUUCGUGGAGGCCUUGAAGGAUGCAGGGCUGGAGAGAGAGAACAAGAAUCAUCAUCAUUGAACAGCAGUGGAACAAGCUUGGACACUGUAACAAGAAACUGUGGUGCACAUAACUCACACUGGAAAAAGACUGAUUCAGCCAAACUUAAUCGGCCAUCAUUACAUAAAGAGUCAAUAAGCUUCAUGAAGGGAGUGAUGGAUGAAUGUACACACAUGGCCAACUUCUCGGUUCCUGUAGACACUAGUCUCAUCAUUGUGGUCCAAGCUAAAGAGGAUGCCUAUAUUCCUCGAACAGGCGUCCUCAGUCUGCAAGAGAUCUGGCCGGAAUGUGAAGUCAGAUAUCUGAAUGGAGGGCACAUCAGUGCAUACCUGUUUAAACAGAAUGUCUUCAGACAGGCCAUAUAUGAUGCAUUUAACAGAUUCUGCCUGAAGUAUCCCAACCUGCAUUAGCCAUGGGAUGCUGAAGCUCUUUGCUUCCUGUGUGAGCACCAGGACCCAGUGGCUGUACUUAAGAAAAAAGCAAUGUCUCGAAGCUUAAGUAUAUAGUAUAGCAGUGUACAGAUGUCUUUUUCUGUGAAAAGACACAUCUGAGACUUACAGAUUGUCCAUAAUUAGGUGUCAAUUGAGCACAAUCACUUUGUCAUUAUUUGUAAUUUCUACUGUUUCCUGCUUCUACAAGGGAAGUGUGUGCCCUGGUGCACCAAGAAAAAUUUAGGUGACUGAAACUAUAGCAGUAUCUAAAAUGCUGUAUCAUGUUCCUUGCCGGUCUGUAGGUGUGAAAGGAAUACUCAGGACUGAUUUCACUUUGAUAAACUGGUGGUAACUGACAAUAUCAGUGUUUUUUUCUCCUCUUUUUAUUUGCUCCUCAUGACCAGACUUGGCAUGUUUCUCGAUAUUUUGCGACUCUCCCUUACUAUGAAAACCUGCAUUUAUUGUAUACACACACACACACACAUACACCUGUAUUAUUCUGAAUGAUACAGUAUAUGAUGAAAAACGAGUAAAGACAGCCUGCUCUAACCACAGUGGCCCAUGGCUCGGGUGGUAGAGCAGAUUGCCCACUAAUUGCAAGGUUGGCAGUUCAGUCCCCUCCACAUGUCAAUCAAAGUGUCCUUGGGCAAGACACUCAAACACAAAUUGCUCCCAAUGGCAAGCAAGCACUUUGCAUGGCAGCUUUGUUGGCACUGGUGUGUGAAUGUGUUUGUGAAUAGGAAACAUUGUGAGACCAUUUUUCCUAAAAAUAACUAGUUUUAUUCUUCUGUUUCUUUUCAACAUUGAGUCGUGGUCAGUGUUAUUUGCCUUUUUUGACAGGAAUUUACUGGAAAAGACUUGGUUGUCAAAAUGUCAAGUCAGUAUUUAGUCGCUGCAGUUAUAACCCUUUUCAAGUUCAGCCACAAAUUCUCAAUUGGAUUGACCACUGAACAAUUGUUCGGCUACUCCAGAAAAGUCACCUUGUUGUCUUUAAACCAUUUCUGUGUAGGUUUGACUGUAUGCAUCAAGUAAUUGUCUGCUAGAAAAGAGAUCUUCUCCUAAAUCAAUCCUAAGUCUUCCAAAUCACAGUUGUCUUGCAGACUGCAUUCAGGAUGUCAUUCAGGAUUUCUUUAUAGUUUGCUGCAUUCUUCUCCCCAUAGCUUUACCAGCCUACCCAAACCUGCUGCCAAGAAAGAUUCCCAUAUCUUGAUGCUUCACAGUUGGGAAGGUGUGUUUGUGAUGACGUGCAGUGUUUGUUGUCUGCCAAACAUAGUGCCUAGUCUGAUGACCAAAAAGCUCAGUUUUGAUCUCAGCACACCAAAUAAUCUUCUUUCAGUUGAUGCUUGCCUUCCAGUAAAGAUGAAUUUGUUUUUAAUUAGCUUUUUUCAACAGUGGCUUUCUCUUUGCCCCUCUCCCAUAAAGCUUUAACUGAGAAGAACCCAGGCAACAGUUGUUGUAUGAACAGUCUCUCUCAUCCAAGCCCCAGAAUCUUGUUACUCCUCAAGGGGAGAACCGAGAGGUGUCUUGGUGUCCUUCCUCUCUAGCCACUAGGAUAGCGUGCUAUUGGCUGACUUACGCGUGUGCCAUUUUCCUUCCAUUUCGUCAUGAUGGAUCCAGCUGUACUCCAAGGGAUAUUCAGUGAGUUGGACAUUUUCUUGUAACGUUACCCUGAAAUAUGCGUUGAAAUACCUCUUACAUUGUUGGGAAAUUUUUCAUGAUGCAUGCAGGUGAACCCCAUUUAAUUCAUUUUGUGACCUCUGGAACUAAUGGGAUGCACCUGUGUUAAUUCUCCUUUCAUUCUGAAAUUAAGGAGCCUUGUAAAUUCUUGUCAAAAAAGUCUAAACUGACCAUGAUUCAGUGUUGAAAAGCAAUACUAGAAGAAAACUUCCAAAAGGAGUGAAUAUUUUUUAUAGGCAUUAUAAGUGCCAACUAUUUACAAAGUUUGGCAAAAUACUUAUGGAGAAAUAUAUCAACUUCUUUGAAAAGUAUAGUUUAAUCACUCUUUCCUGCUGAGUUUGGAAAACUACUCUUGACAGCAUGAAAUCAGAUAGUGGUUGCAAAAUGGCUGUGUGGCUGCACUGUAAACAGAUACACCAGUUGAUCCUAUUUUGUAUUUCUGGCAAAGUGUUAAACCACUAUGGCAGCCAAAGGUAUCAUCCAGUUAACCAGGGUUGAGUUCUUAAGAGGUACAACUUUGACAGUGUAGGCAAUACAUAGUUUUUUCUUUGAGACAGCAAAAUGACAAGUAAUUGUAACAUCUGACAUAUUGUUACCUUCUGAACUUCUUAGAAGAUUUAGCUUUCCAGACUUCUCUAGCUGUAUGCAAACCUUUUUAAUUUUUUUAUUUAUUAUUAAUUUGAGCUGGCACAGGCUCCAGCCCUGAAAAUUGCUGCCUUCUACUGGAAAUGAGCUAGAUUGGGGAGUUUAGAUUAAAAGAAAGCUAAAGGAGCCUGAAUUUUGGUAUUUCAUUAUCAUGAAUCCAUUUUUAUGAAACAUAGUUCCACUAUUAAAAGAAGCAUUGAUUAGUGUGUGCAGAGGACGACUGAUCACAGUACUAUUUUGUUAAACUGCAUCACGAUUCAUAAAAUCUCUAGCAGAUCUUUUAGCCACAGCAGUAAAAAGAACAAUGUAUGUAAUAUGUGAUGAGAUGACCUUCUUUUCCUACUGUCCUCCUUCAUCUCAAAAGUUUUGUUUUAAGCUUUAACAUUUAUUGUGUAAAUUUCAUGAUUUCUCUUAUUUUAAAAAAAAAGUCUAACCUACUGAGUGACAUGGGAGCUUUGAUUGAUUGGUUUUAGGAUUCACCUUGUCGAUUUCACACUGCUUUGACAUGUUUCAGAUAAAGUGAUUUUCAGAAUGAAAACUGUGAAACCAGAAACAAAGAAGUUAUUAGAUUUUUAAAAAUAAAUUAAUAUUUAUUACAUUUUGAGAUUUUACUUUAUUUUUUAAGAAGAAUUUACCAUUAUGUUUUUAAAUUCAAGUUUCAUUAUUGCUCUUAAGUGUAGCAAGAUACAAUUUGAACUUCUACAGUAUAUCAUCUCACAAUUGCUGUGAAAGUGGCAAAAAUUGAUGCAGGCUAGAUGUGCACAUUAUGGUUUACACAACUCAAUCAAGUAUAUUUCUAAAUAAAUGGAAGCCACUGGCAAUUAGCUGUGGUGUAAUCAAAGUGCAAUUGUUUUGUAGAAUAUUGGAUAAAGCACCACACAGCCACUAGUAUUAAUUAUUCUAGCAUUUAGUACACUGUUUAUCAACAAACACUAUUUAAUAUUUACCCUUUUCGCAGCAGACAGUUUGGCAUGUCAUAGCAAAACAAACACAAUUAGUACUAUGCUUAGCUCCAGCAAGUGUAUCAGUAAUCCAUUUGAGUGUGGUUUGCACUUAAUGAUUCAGAAAUUUUCCUUCAGCAUAUAAGUAAUCUGGUGUAUCUGUACAUCCAUAGGCAAACGGCAGAAUAAUAAGUUCAGCAUUGCAUUUAAUGUUGCCAGUGUCACAAAAUAUUAAUAGACUAAAAAUAAGAAUAGUAGUAUCUACUUCUUUCAAGUGUUUAAAAUAUGCUUCACUGCUUUCACAAUCUGUUAUCUAUUUGUUAACUGUGCCAUGUUGUGCUGUGUUCCAUUUCUAUAUUGUUGCUGACAUUUCAGCAAGCAGGUUGAUUUAUUCAUAUCUAUACAUAGGCAGCAUUUAAAGGAUGUGUCUAGUGACAUUUUUUCUGCUCAAUAGAAAAAUCUGUUCAUUGGACUUUAAAUGUAUGUUUUAAUGAGGUACACAGAUUUCUGUGAUUUUGAGUUGAUUUUAAAAGCCAACUACACUAAUGAAAUGGUGCUACAGAUAUAAUACACACUGCUGUACAAAUUGCACAUCUGUGUAAUGCAGUUUCUUGAGAAUUAAAAUCAAAUUAUGGUUGCAUUCUAUAAAACAAGAUUCAGAGCAAGCAACUAUACUAUGGUGUGUGUGUACAGAGAUGCACGGUGCAAGAAUGUUUGAGAAAAUCAUUUUACAAUCAGCAGUUGGUAUAGGAGGACUGACAGCAACAAAUAGCUCCUUCAGUUUUUCAAGGAUGUAUUUGCCAUCUGAAUCUCUCUUCUCUGUUGGCCCAAAUGACUGUGCAUGUGCUGUCUUUGUCAAAGUACUGGCACAGCGAUUAAACUGCAGUCUCCUUAUUCAUCACACUUGUGUCUUUGGACCAGUACUGUGCCUUCAACACCUCAGUAAAUUUCUUGUAUCAAGUUUUAUAUGUCCCUGUUGAGCCAAACCUAGGAAAAACUGCCCCCAGUUAAAGUCUCUCUGGUCACUGAUUUAACCCUUAAAAACUCUAUAUCUAUCAAAUUUAAAUUUUUUUUAAUUCUCCCUAUGAAAAUAAUCCCUUCCUUACUUAAAAUUGCUUAGAUGUAACUCUACACCAGUCCAAAAUGAAUCAUACCUAAAUAAAGUAAUUUGGAUUGAGUGAUUUUUAAUUAUUACAUUUUUUUUGCAUGAAUAGGUUUCUUUUGGCUGGAAAUUACAUAAAAGUGACAACGAAUAAUAAGACGUGUCAGAGAUGUUAAUGAUGAAUAUUAACUAUUUCAGUGUUGUUUUUUGUUAAAUCUUUCUAAAAAUGCAAUGUCCAAAAUUAUUCACCACAACUGCAGUGAAAUGGUUCUUAUGUUUGCUAACAAGCUUUUUGUAUGUGGGAUUGUGGGGUUUUGGACCAGUCCUCUUUUGCAACAAUCUUCAAGUCUUUGAGGUUGGAAGGCUUCCUUGCCUGUUUGUUGUGUUUUUUGUUAUUGUUGUUGUUGGUUGUUUAGUUUUUUGGUACCAUCAUGCAAGCUGUGUCAUUACUUUUUUUAAAAUCCAAAACAGGGCAUCCAAGCAAAUGCUUUUAAGACUUUAUUGUCUGAGAUGCAGCGUUACUUUUUUCAAUCCUUUGUCCAAUUUGCAUCCCUGUGUCAACAUCUUUAAUAGGUGUUUAUCUUUUUAUCUUUUCUCUUGUUUUCUCCCUGUGAUUAGGACAAAUCUAGAGAGAAUGGGCUUUCUGGGGAAGGUGACUCCCUUGCAGGCCAACAAAACCCCAUUAAAAGACUGACUAUUUCAAAAAACAAAAAAAAAAAAAGUAUGUACACGUGAUUGCAAACUGAAAUUGUAUUUGUUUUAAACAUGCAUGUUAAUGAAUAAACUUUUGCUGAAAAUUG
Molecule: messenger RNA, 6846 nt
Organism: Amphiprion ocellaris (clown anemonefish)
Lineage: Eukaryota; Metazoa; Chordata; Actinopteri; Pomacentridae
Gene: abhd18
Product: abhydrolase domain containing 18
Exons: 15
Coding region: 287-1660 (457 amino acids)
Molecular function (GO): nucleic acid binding
Source: RefSeq, a predicted model, not a curated record